UAGUCUUCCUGGAGCUGCAGACGAGGAGCCCCGUGCCCUCCCGAGCCUCUCAGCGGCUUCCCCUCGGCUGCGCGAGUGUGCAGGCUCUCCUCGCCACCCCCACGCAGGCUCGCCCUCGCUCCCUCCCUCCAGCCCCGCGGCCGGAGCGCGCACACCGGGGCUCCGGCACGUGGGCGCGCGGGAGGCGGCGGCCGCUGCUGCCGCUGCCGGAGCCCAAGCCCGAGCCCCAGCCGGCGAGAUUACCCUCCAUGCUGCCUGCUCUGCGGCCGCCUUCCGCUCUGCCUCUGGCCGGAGCCCAGCCCCGCGAGCCGGUGAAGCCGCGGAGGGGAGGACACGGACAGGAGGAGGGGCGCGGCAGGCUGGGGCGAGCCGGGCUCUGAGCAAGGGGCGCCCGCAGCCGGGAGGAGGCAGCCGGGCGCUCUCGCUCGCUCUCUGCUCCAGGCGCUGCUAGGGGUUCCAGGCGGCGCGACGCCGCUGCACUCUUUCUAGGCGGCGGCCAGCGGAGAUUUCCCGCAGCCGGCCCUCAUUCCGCCGGCAAGUCCCUGUUUAUCCUGGAGGACGCGCCCGGCCGCCCGAGCUGAAGCGAGCGCGAAGUCCGAAGUCAGCCCCCAGCGUCGCCAACUUCCCCGGGAGCCCCUCUUCCCGCCGCAGCCUGCCCUAGCCCUGGGAGCGAUGCGCCCCCAGCCGGGCGGCGCGCCCUCUGCCAACUCUCCACUCAUGGGAUCCACCGCCCUCGGCUGCCCCGCUUGGAGCGCGUAGCCUUCGCCGCGUGGCCCGAGAGAGGAGCGAGACACCAAGGCGUUUCGUGGAUUCCGCGCGCGCGCGCGCGCGUGUCUGCUGGGGUCUCCUGCGGGGCAGCUUCCAUACCCAGGGUGAUUAUAAUUAGCCACUGGACAACUGUAUCAGAGCUAGCAGUUCAGUACAAAAUCAAGAAAGAUAAAAGUAAUCAGAGGAUUUGCAAACAAUUAGGAUACUGAAUUUCAGGAAGCCUGCCUAUGAGCAGCUAAGGACACCUGACCUGUGGAUUCCCCCUGCUGGCACAUAGUCACACCCUGUGCUCCACAUGCCUCAUUGACACAGACCUGAAUCCUGUGGCUGGUUCCUCUUGUGUCCUCCAGAGAGCUACCUGGAAGAAACCUUCAUCCUCAAAGACUUGGAAAAGGCUUUCCUGGAGUCUGUGUGGAGGUUACAAAAACCAUCCCUCUGGUGGUGCCCUGAGCAGAUUAUUUCAACCCCAAUGUUGCCCUGAACGUUGCAUUCAAGAUUUGAGAAGAUUAGGACUGCUAAGAUGCCUCAGGAACAGUACACCCAUCACCGGGGCACCAUGCCCAGCUCUGAGGGGCCGCAGGUAUACAAAGUGGGGAUUUAUGGCUGGCGGAAAAGAUGCUUGUAUUUCUUUGUCCUACUCCUGAUGAUUUUAAUACUGGUGAACUUGGCCAUGACCAUCUGGAUUCUCAAAGUCAUGAACUUCACAAUUGAUGGAAUGGGAAACUUGAGAAUCACAGAAAAAGGUCUAAAGCUAGAAGGAGACUCAGAAUUCUUGCAACCUCUCUACGCCAAAGAAAUCCAGUCCCGACCAGGUAACGCCCUCUACUUCAAAUCUGCCAGAAAUGUUACAGUGAACAUCCUCAAUGAACAGACUAAAGUACUAACUCAGCUGAUAACAGGGCCAAAAGCCAUCGAAGCUUAUGGCAAAAAGUUUGAGGUAAAGACGGUUUCUGGAAAAUUGCUCUUCUCUGCAGAUAACAAUGAAGUGGUAGUAGGAGCCGAGAGAUUACGAGUUUUAGGAGCAGAGGGCACAGUGUUCCCUAAAUCUAUAGAGACACCUAAUGUCAGGGCAGAUCCCUUCAAGGAACUAAGGUUGGAGUCCCCGACCCGGUCUCUGGUGAUGGAGGCCCCAAAAGGAGUAGAAAUAAAUGCAGAAGCUGGCAACAUGGAAGCCAUCUGCAGAACAGAGCUGAGACUGGAGUCCAAAGAUGGAGAGAUUAAGUUAGAUGCUGCGAAAAUCAAACUACCUAGACUGCCUCAUGGAUCCUAUACGCCCACAGGAACGAGGCAGAAGGUGUUCGAGAUCUGCGUCUGCGCCAACGGGAGGUUAUUCCUGUCCCAGGCAGGAACCGGUUCCACCUGUCAGAUAAACACAAGUGUCUGCCUGUGAGACCAUCUGUAGUGGACACUGCCGGCAGCAUCCAGGCCUUUUUUGGCUUUAGACCCUGGUUGCCAGCUAUUUUUACUAGAACACGGAAAGCCUAUCAAAGACCUUGUGUGUGUGUGUGUGCGUGCGUGCGUGCGUGUGUGUAUGCGUGAGUGUGUUUGCGUGUGUGGGUGGAUAUAAAUAUAUAUAAAUAUAUAUAAAUAAAUAUAUAUAUCCUCUGUAUAAAAUGAGGUUUCAGUACAAAAGGAACCAUGGGUGACCCUGUGAUAUCCACUGUCAUUGCUAUCCCAACCCUGUCAUGUACAUGAUAAAAUCAAAACACUAAUUUGGGCCCAAUAUUCUCCAGACCCUGCUGAAUCACACAGUGUAUCGACACUUACUGAAUAUCCCCCUACAUGUUUGAGUAACAGCCUGUCUUUUCUUUUAGUGUCAUCACAAGGCAGUGAUGGCGGGAAUUUGCAAGUCGCCCUCAGCGGCUAAGACCCCUGUAGUAAAAGCAGACCCUUAGUUCCCUUUAUGAGCUUUCACACAGCCAGCCAUCUCCUCGCUCUUCAAGUCAAAUCCCUCUAGAAGUCAGACAGAGGAACUCAGACUGGCUGUGCUACUUUGGCAACCAAAUGCAUCCAGGCUUUCAUGAUUGUGGAAUUUGGAGGAUGGAUUUUAGCAAAGUUUGAAUGACUCUCCCAACUCCUGCUAGCCUCCUUCCUUCAAACCCGCAUAUUAUCCCACAGUCAAAACAGGAGCUGUAAAUCAGCACAAAAUAGGAUAACAGCUGCUCCUCAGUCGGCUGGAAGCUACUCAGAGGCCUGACAGACUAAGAAUAAAUGGCCGAUAUGUCUCUGUUUAAAGGGAAAAAAAUGGCUCAAAAUCUGUUACAACCUCACUUUUGACUUUUAUCCAGCGGGCUCUUACCCAAAAUGAUCAAGUCAAUCCAAAUCCUCAAGAGUGGAACCCCCUACCCCUAUGAGAAGCUAUUGGGAGGUGGAAGUCAAAGAGUGGCAUAGGGAACAGAAUUAUUUUUAAAUAUGUUUCUGGGGACUGGUAGGUAAUUUAGAGGCACGCCUUUUAUUUUUAAAGGCAUGCACAAACACUCUGCCUCCAAUCUUCUUACAUAGUUUUUCAGUAUUGGGAUAUUCAUUUUCCUAAAUUGACCAUUGUUUUCUCUAAGAAUAGUGACCCGAGAAUCACAGCCAUGCAGUACCAUGUGCCCCCAGGAAUGUUCAUGGAAUAUUACUCUAGACAAGAAUCAAGUGUCUUCCUUAGAAUCGCUGUGUCCCCUGGUGCCCAGUGGUCCCUGCUUCCCUGCAAAUGGCAGCAGCUCCCUAAUUCCCGCCAUCAGCUACCUCCCAUCACCCCCACUUUCAUCAUCACGCUCCAGGGUCACCCUGGCCAGCUCUUGUGCUGGGACAGGAGAUUACACCGUCUCUGUUCAAAGAGGGGGAAAUGUGCCUGUGCCUUACGUCAAUGCACUCAGCAAGGAGAAGCACAUCCUGUUUAUCUUGUUGUUACCUGUAGUUUAUUUUGGGUGAUUGGAGGGAAAGGGUAAAAUGAUGACCGGGCAUCUUAAAAGCUGGUAGACAAACCAAGUGGCUGACAGAUGUAGACUCCGAGGAGCCUGGGAGGGAGACAUAACUGGUUUCUACCUCCCUGGAUGCCACUUGGCAAGCAGUGGCCCCACUGAAGUCGUACUUGUAGGCCUGAAUGGCAUUUGUUUUUUCCUCAACAGGGUUCUACUUUUUCUUACUUCACAAGCAGAGGUGACAUUUGCCAUAGAAAAUAAGAGGUUUGGUAUUUUUGAGAUGACACUCAAGCAUCGGGGGGCUGAGAUUGCACACAUGGGGGGUAAAAACAAACUGUGUGUUGCUUGGUCACUUAGCAGUCGGGGGAAGAGGGAUGGUUCUAGCUUGACCAGUGGCUCUGCUGGCUUCUGGACCCCGGGCUCCCUCCAGUCACUCCUGCUCAAUAUCCAUAGAGAAGAACUGGAUUGCUUAAUGAUGAGACCAUAUGAUUGUUUAUUUUGCAGCAUUAGGGUCUAAAAAAGAAAAUGGUAAAAAAAAAAAAAAAAUCCAGUUGCUCUGGCUCAGUACUAUUUAUAUAUGUAGAAUCACACUGCCAGAAUCUGCAUGUACCAUAUCCAGGGUUAUUCCAAGCCAAGAAAGGCCCUCCUUGACAACUCGGAGCAUCUACCCCAUAUCUUUCAGAUCAACAGUAGUUAUGAGGUUCUUUGUGGCUACAUACCUGAAGACAAAGGGUUUUUGCGUUUUGUUGGGGUUUUUUUUAACAGAGACCAUCUUUGCAUUUUGUCAUCUCAAGUACCUGUUCUAAGGAUGACAAAGAAACAGAAGGUUCACUGAGCUCUUUCAUCUAAUUUUGUUCUAAUCGUUAAAUGAAAGUCUGAGAGGAGCACCUUGGGAAUUUUAUGCCAAUAAAAAAGAGUGGUAUGAUCCCAUUUGCAAAAUUUAAUCCUAAAAGUACUCAGAUCACAAAUAGAAUAAAAAGAAUAAUAGCAACCAAGACUAGAAAUCAAGCAUCUAUGGGGACAGACAUGAUAUAAAAUUCUGAUUUUCAUCUGUGCUGAGUGACUACAAUAUAGGUAACGAGCAGGAAGUUUGGCAUGGAUUAAAUUAUGUAUUUCACUUCAGACUUUAGAAUUCGGUAAAUGCAUAUUAAGUCCUCAAUGUACAUUUUUCCCCCUAACUUCCUCCAUGUCCCUGGUCAUGACAAAACAUUUCACCUGAAUUCUGGGAAAAAAAAAAAUCUCUUUUACAUUAAAAUCUGAUAAUUUUAAUUUAUAACAAUGAAAUGCUUUCUAAUCUUUAUAUGCAGUAUCACAUCUCUCAGAAUAUUAAGAAGUGGUGGCAUAAUGAAGAGCUUAAAUGAAAUUUCAAUAUUCUAGAAGUUCUAGUAUUUAAAUAUUUUUCAGGAAAGUUUCAUCUCCAAAUGUUUAGCACCUAGUUUAUUGGAUAUCUGCUAAUAAGUUGUUAAAGCUGAGUCUUAAGAAAUGACUAGUAUGAAGGAGGUUUUCAAAAGCCCUUUUGGUGUCAUCAGUCUAGGUGGAAACUUGAUAUGAAGCUUUAUCUUUCUGUUACCAAGAAAUAGAACCUAUAAACUUGAACUGGCUUUUAACUUCAUUUAGGUCAGUUUCCGUUGGUUGAUUUUCAUUGUAUGUCCAGCACCACAGACCAAAGAUUGCUUGAGUCUUGACUCUAGCACAGGGGUCAGCAAACUCUGGUCCCUAAGCCAAAUGGGACUCAUCAUCUGUUUUUGUAAAUAAAGUUUUAUUUUAACACAGCCACAUCCAUCCACUUACAUGUUAUGGAGAGCUGAUUGCAUACUGGACCAGCAGGGUCGAGUAUCUGUGCCAGCAACCUCGUGGCCCAGUUACUCAUGACACAGUUACUAAUUGGUUUUUCAGCAAAAGUUUGCUGACGCCUGGCAUAGAGGUCAUGUGUAGUCUCAUCUGUGUUGGACACAGCAGGAGGGAAAGCAAGUGAUAGUGGUACAUUUCCAGGCAUGCUUGGGAGUAUAAAUAUGUGGUUAUAGAAAAGAUGUUCCACCUUACAUUGCACAUAAAAGAUAUCCACUUGUCUGAGAAACACAGGCUCACAGGAUUCUUGGGAAGAAGGAAGAUGGAAUUAGAGAAGGGCUGAGUGAAAGAGGAGGCUGUGAUCCUCCAAAGGGUUUUCCUAGGAUCCUUAAUAUAUAGGGGUUCCUUGGGUUAGCAUCAUCGUAUGACAUGAAGUGAAGCAGGGGUCCUUUGAUUUACAUCUAGAAUAUCUUUCCUGAAGAGACUAUUUCUGCAGUCUCUGCUUAGAGGUUUCUAUCUCGCCUUCUCAUAUUCCAGAAAGACACCCAUUCCAUGGUCCUCUGAAGAAUAUUUUUGGCUUAACACAUCUUUUUGCCAUCCAUCACCUCAGUUAUUCACACCUACAGCAGACUUGUUCUCUUAUGACUACGUCAGGCCUGAAGAGUUGGCAGGACCAAUAAAUAAUUAGAAAUAUUCAAAGAAAUAUCUUAAAAUAUGUAAGAAGAAAAAAUACAGAAUUAUUUCAUGAAGCUACUGCUGGGGAGUUAGAGGUCAGGGGGAAAGGCUGCCUUGAUGUUGUCUUCAAGGAUCUGGGUCUUUGUUCUCUGGUGUAAUAGGAGUAAAGGAAAGACCUACUUUGAAUUCCAAAAUCUCUGCCUCUGCGUGGUAAGGCAGGUUCCUCCCAGAGAUUUGUCCCUUCAGUCAGCACCCCUGUUGCUAAACCAGGACUUCAUAUUCAAUAUUGCUAAAGUAGCAUCAGUUAUGAAUGAUUCUUUGUAAGUAGUAGUAUUCCUGUUAGGGAAGGAAAGGUGUUUAUUUUUUUAUCCACCAUUUACCAGUCUCUAAUCAACAUUAGUUAAAGGAAUCCUUCAGCAUUUUAUCUGGAUUCAACUAAGAGAGGAUUAAAUUGGCCUUCACAGGAGCAACUACAUGAAAAUAUCGUGAUUUAUUUUAGGCAAAAGGUAGCCUGAUGUUUGAACCAAGGAAGUAAACAGAUCCAUUUAAGCACUAGAUCCUUAUUUUUUUUAAGGCUCUCGGAAAGGUGAAAAUCCCAUUUAAGUAGGUUGUAAACAUGACCCCUUUUCUCUAUUUCUCUUGCUCUGAGAAAUCUUAGGCACAAAAAGAGUAACAAAGCAGUUCCUGGAAUGAGACAUUUGCAUGGUGCCCCAGUAGCAGGUAGAGGGAAAAAGUCAUAAUAAAAGAAACAACCUUAGAAAACAGGCCUUUUAUCUCAAAGAUAAAAUGUUUCUCUUUUGGUCUUUCAUCACUUUUUCCUCAGUGGAAGGCUCCCCUAGUCCCAACAUAUUUCCAUUAAAAUAGUCAAAGCUACUGCACUGGGGUGUCAGAUGCAUCUCUUUCUUUGUGGUAAUCAGAAUUUCAAAUUACACAGUUGCCUCUGAAUUUCUCAUUCACAAAGCUAAACCACUGAUAAGAGAUAAAGCGCUCUGAAGCCCGCUGCUUCUUCCAGCACAGCACACCGCACACAUUAGCACUUUCAAAAGCAAUGUGAUUUCUGUGGUUCUUAAAAGCUUUCUUCAUAAUGGAGUCCUUGAAAUUUCUCAAGACAGAUCUGAAUGGCAAAGGGAAAAGAAUUAUUUGUGGGAGGUCCUCGUUUUGAGUAUUGUUAGAGCACAAGAAUAAAAGAAAACAUCCCCUUGGGGGUGACUCAUGAUCCAUGGGCUAUUUUCUUUGGUUUUAUCCCACCCCACAUCUUCUUUUUAGAUACUGACAGAGUAGGAUAUAUUAGCAUCUUCCCCUGGAAAAAAGAGCAGUUCAAAGCAUGCAACAAGAGGUAUGAUGUCAGAACAGUAUUAAGGAUGUUAACCAAACCCAUCAGUAAAUAGUCUCAAACAUACCAACAGCAAUGCUGACUUCUUAACUUUUGCCCAACAAGUGGUAAUAUCAGUUCCACCUCCAGGAGGUUUGCAACUGUACAGAGGAAAACACUAUCAACAGGAAGUAUUUUUAGAGUUCAAAUCCAGCUGUCGCAAUGGGAAACCAGAAUACUAUUCUAAAACACCUUGUUAGGCACGUAGACACCCUCACUAGACAGUGAAGGGAUUUCACUCCAUCACUGAACAUGACCUAAAGUCAGACAAUAAAACAAGCUGACCUCUUUCAGACAAGAGAGAAGACCUGUCUUACCUAAAAUCUAUUCUGCACUCCUAGACUCCUCUGGUAAUCCCAUUUCUGUAUUGUCUUCACAGCCUAAUUCUAUAUUUGCAUUAUUUUGGUGAAAUCAGAGACAGCUAAGAUUUCCUAAAUCCCAAGUUGAUCCAUAGGUUACAAAGGAGCAGUAUAGCAAAGUACUGUCUGCGGGCAAAAGAUAUUUGAUGACCAAGAAGACACGGAUGCUUCUUUAGUCUCCAUAUUUAUAUAAUCCACGAAGUCCUAACAUUUGGGGGGAUGUCAUAGUUUCUUUUGAGGAUCUGAGCAAGUCGUGAACCUUCUUCUCAAAUCACACCCAUGAAUCUUACAUAAGGUCAGAGAGGUCUCCUUGGCCCCACAGCCUAUUCUAAAGCAUGGCAAGAGCUGGGUUCUGUUUCUCCAAUUAUAAUGAUAAUGUUUAUGAACUAAUAUUCAUUGAGCACUGUGCGCUAGCCACUGUGCUGCGUGUUUUAUAUGCAUCCACUUAUUUCAUCCUCAAAACAGUCGAGUUUGGUUCCAUUAUAGUUCCAAUCUACAGAUGUGGAAACUGAGCCUUAGAAAGGCUGGGAAACUUGCUCAAAGUCACUAGUUAGAAAAGGGCGGGGCUGGAAUGCAGGUCUAACUCCAGACCACUAUGCUGUGAAGUCACCAGCAGGUCAAGCUAUUUGUCAAGCUGUUAAGAAACGUCUCCUACCGGUUUUUAAACUAGUCCUUCUUGUGUGGAUGAGACUAUAAAACAGUAGCUCCUUUUUUUCUAUCUUGUCUCAUGAGUGACAGCACCCAGCACUAACAGAGAGACACCUAUGGUAAAAAUAUAGAAGAUCUGAGUAACAGAAUCUGGUACCAAAAAAGAAUAAAACACCAAAUAGUUUGCUUUAUGAUUCUUGUUAAAUCAGGCUCCUUCUCCUUAUAAGUUCAAAGAUGCCUGGGUUGUCAGCCUUACAUUUAAGAAUUAAACUUUAAUCCUCAAUGAUCUACAGUUGAGGCUACACAAAUAAGCAUUUCUGCUCACACAACUCUCCUUCCCCUGUAUUUCACUUCAAAAGACCAAUGUCUUAUUUUAGGUGAGUGCUUUGAUACCAGUUGGCUAUCAUUCUUCCCUACAUUUAGCUGUGGCAAGACUCCAGGAGAGAAUCAAAUAGAAAGGAAUUCAACUGUCUGUAUUUCCCUACAAGAAAAUAAGACUGGCAAGAAUUCAGUUAGCACCAAGCAUUCAGGACCAAGCUGGCCCCUUUGGCUGGGAUAAUGGUUCGAGUCUCACACCCUGUACCUGGUCAGUCAUCACUAAUGGUCCAUAAUCCCACCUACCCCACGUGCAGAAUUUUUCUUACCAAAGCACUCAGGCCAUCAUUACCAAUUGAUCUGAGUUGGAAAGGGGACCCACCUGCCAAUUCCUGUUGCAACCGUGGCACACUUUAACCUUGAACCUGUACAGCUGACACCCGUGUUCUGGUUUCAGUAAAGAGGCUGGUGGCAUUGCAGUGACUAAGGGAGCAGAUGUAUGCAUCUGAAGUUCCUUAUAACUUCGUGGCUUUGGGGCACUUUCAUUUUCUAAGCCAAGGGAUCAGGGUUUGAUUUCUAAGAGUUCAAAGACUUAAAAUCAUUUUGAAGAAUUAACUCAGCCAGGGACAAUCGGAACAGGUUAAACUGGUAUGCCCUUGUGCGGCUCCUAUUAGCCUGCCCCUACCCAGAGCUUUGUAGUGGCGCAGUGGCAGAGGGUGGGUCUGUCCUGCUUUUUCUGUGUUUUCUCCACAUCCCAUGUCUGACCCCUGGAGGGCUACAGACAGAGCCUCUCAUUGUUCCUAACACAGUCAAUCCCAGUGCUAACCAGGGUCCUAUUGUGCUCCUGUGGCUCUGCCACCUCUUAAACCUUAGUAAAGGGAUGAACUAAAACUGUCAAAUAUCCUGUUUUAGGGUAAGUCAUUCAGGGAUUUUCUUUUACUGGUGUAUGUGUCCAAACAGCAAAUUAGGAAGGGAUAUCUUUAAAGGGUCUCAUGGAACUAACAUCACCAGAGCCAGCAGUCAGGUUCCCUGGCAGACACAGGAGAUCUUGGCAAAGUAGAAGGAAGAGUCUGCAAACCUGAAUUUGCGAUGGACACAAAACUAACCUAAUUUAUAGGUAGUGUUUGGUGAGGCAGUAAUAGAGUUUGCCAUCCGUUAACCGCCUACCCAGUCAAGUUUCUCUCUUUUUGAGGCCACAUUAAAGCAGAGGCAUGCUUCGUCAGGAGAUCAGGUUUGAGAAAGGAAAGGCAGGGAAACAUCCAUCUCUGUGCUGGCUAAACACACUCCUGGAGAAGCCAGAUUCUGGUGCUUUCAUAGUAAAGAUAAGGUCAUAAAAGUCCUAUUUGCUUGGAGAUUUUGAAAAAGGAACCCCAACCCCAUUUCCCUAAAGCAAUUGAGUUCAGCCUUUGGAUUAUUUUUUUUUAACUUGGUUUUUUGUUUUUCUCUCGAUUUGGGUGUGAUGUAAGAAGAGCUUUUUAGUUUUGUUUUGAAUAACAUCAAUCCUUGCACACUCUAUGCAAAAAUUUUGUAAGCAUUGCAAUAAUGCUAUGAAUUACAAGGAACUAUUUUAACUUUAUUACACUUUCUGUAUAAAAAAUUUGUAUUUAAUAUUAUUUCAACUGCAGUCUUGUAAAAUAUAUUAAUAAAAAUAAUGAUUGGUAAGAA
Capra hircus (goat) is the source of this 10496-nucleotide messenger RNA. RefSeq names its product sarcoglycan delta (gene SGCD). The coding region runs from base 1289 to 2158 and encodes 289 amino acids. Gene Ontology annotation, biological process: cardiac muscle tissue development; heart contraction. The record is from RefSeq and is a predicted model, not a curated record. The transcript has 11 exons. NCBI's taxonomy places the organism in Eukaryota, Metazoa, Chordata, Mammalia, Artiodactyla, Bovidae. Gene Ontology annotation, cellular component: sarcoglycan complex; sarcolemma.